GCGCCCCUCAAUCUCGGCGGUCAACGCCCACCGGGAGGACGGCAUCUGAUUUCGAUCGCCAUUUAUUUACCCCGCUACCUCGCAUCCACCAUCAUCCAUCACCUCACCUCACCUCACCCAGCGGCGGCGAACGGAGAUGCCAAGGCACUCUGCGGCUUCCCCUAUUUAUACGGCACUCGCUCGCCUCGCCAAUUUCAACAGCGGCCGCCGCGUCCUCCUCGCCUCCAGAAAGACGAGCUCCAGCUCUGCUAGAAGUAGCGCCAAGACCAGACCUUUUCUGUGCCUCGCCGUGUUGCUCCUGCUGAUUCUUGUUGUGACCGCCGUCUUCUUGUUCCCACCAGCCAUCAUGUCUUCGUCUUCCUCGUCGGCGGCGGCGGCCGCGUCCGUGCCGUUUCAGAGCCCGAGGAAGGUGGUGAAGAAGGUGCUGUCCUUGUCCCAGUCCGAGGGCCAGGGCGCCACCGUCCGCCGGAGCAUCGGCGGGCACGAGGUCCGGAACCUGGACCCGUUCCUCCUGCUCGACGAGUUCUCCGUCUCCAAGCCCGCUGGAUUCCCCGACCACCCCCACCGGGGCUUCGAGACCGUCACCUACAUGCUCGAUGGGGUGUUCACCCACCAGGACUUCUCCGGACACACGGGCACCAUCAGGACCGGAGAUGUGCAGUGGAUGACGGCGGGGCGCGGCAUCGUGCACUCAGAGAUGCCUGCGGCGGACGGAGUGCAGAAGGGCCUGCAGCUCUGGAUCAACCUUGCCUCCAAGGACAAGAUGAUCGAGCCACGGUACCAGGAGCUCGAGAGCAAGGACAUCAGCCAGGCCGAGAAGGACGGCGUGGCGGUGCGGAUCAUCGCUGGGGAGGCCUUCGGGGUACGGUCACCGGUCUACACGCGGACGCCAACCAUGUACAUGGACUUCACAAUGCAACCAGGGUCGCAGCUCCACCAGCCAAUCCCUGAGGGCUGGAACGCCUUCGUGUACAUCAUCGAGGGGGAGGGCGUGUUCGGUAAGGAGGGUGCAGCGCCGGCGAGCGCGCACCACUGCCUCGUGCUUGGCGCGGGGGAUGGGCUCAGCGUCUGGAAUCGGUCCGGCGCACCGCUGCGGUUCGCGCUGGCGGCAGGGCAGCCGCUGAACGAGCCGGUGGUGCAGCAGGGGCCCUUCGUCAUGAACUCGCGUGCCCAGAUCCAGCAGGCCAUGGAGGACUACUACUACGGCCGCAACGGUUUCGAGAAGGCCAGCCAGUGGAGCUCCACCUGAUUCUCAUCGGUGUCUCGCCGUGAUGAUGAUCAACAUCGCGGAGCAUUGUCGUGCAAAACAUUGGGAAGGAAAGGGAAAUUGCAUUGUACCAUUAUAUUGAUGCCUUUGUGUAGAAUGUAGUAGUAGUCUUGUUUUUCUUUGAUUCUUUUUUUUACUUGUUUAUAAAAGAAUCUGAUGCAAUAAAAGUGUGUAAUGAGGAGGAACUUAUUAAUGAUUGUUUCAUCAUAAAAGAGCAAAAUGUUCAUCAUA
Molecule: messenger RNA, 1498 nt
Organism: Triticum dicoccoides
Lineage: Eukaryota; Viridiplantae; Streptophyta; Magnoliopsida; Poales; Poaceae
Product: pirin-like protein
Exons: 5
Coding region: 137-1249 (370 amino acids)
Source: RefSeq, a predicted model, not a curated record